CAAAUGCCCUUAGGAGUUGGGGGACAAAGGGGUAAGGAGAAUUCUUAUCUGCUUCUCUCUGCACUUCCCUACCUCAUCCAACCUAUCUGUAGCCAAAGCUAGGAUCCCCUCCUUUCCUUCCAGACAACCCUGUACCAUGCAGUCCCAUUACUAUGUGCUCCUCUUCAUCAUACUCCUUGCCCUCUGCUGGGAGUUCCCUGUUUUGUCCCGGAUGUCAUACUGGAGAGAAAAACCUGGAAAAUGUCCAAACGAUAAAGUCCACUGUGUGACGUGGAAAUUGCAUCGCUGUGCAGAAGAUAGAGAGUGCAAAGGAACACUGAAGUGUUGCCUAUUUGACUGUGGAUUUAUAUGCUUGGAUCCAAAACAAGAUAUCUGCCUCCUACCUGUUAAUAAGGGCAAGUGCAAGAAAAGCAUCCAGCGGUUUUAUUACAACCAUGAAACAAAUCAAUGUUCAGCCUUCGCCUAUUACAGUUGUGGGGGCAACGCCAACAACUUUUUUACCAUGGUGGGUUGCCAGCAGAACUGUGUAAAGGACAACCAUAACAAAACAAGUAACGAGACCUAGUGAGUGCUACCAGCAAAUCCCGCAUCCCCAAAGGCUGUGGUUCUCAGUUGGACUCCAGGCUAACCUUCUCUACUGCAUCCACUGACUCUGCCUGCCCCACAGUAUUGGGAUUUCAGAGGGUUUCACCUACAGGCUGUGUUAACUAUGCCCCAACUCCUGAAAUAAAAUACUCUGUUUAUGAUUGUGA
Messenger RNA from Antechinus flavipes (yellow-footed antechinus), 752 nucleotides. RefSeq names its product WAP four-disulfide core domain protein 8-like. Gene Ontology annotation, molecular function: serine-type endopeptidase inhibitor activity. The transcript has 4 exons. The record is from RefSeq and is a predicted model, not a curated record. Bases 137 to 565 code for a protein of 142 amino acids. Gene Ontology annotation, cellular component: extracellular region. NCBI's taxonomy places the organism in Eukaryota, Metazoa, Chordata, Mammalia, Dasyuromorphia, Dasyuridae.